AUGGACAACUUGUUCAUGGACAUCAACAAGCUAACAUGGCUAAACAUAAGAUCAAACACAAUAAAUCUUUCUGAAGAGUUGUUCAAGCCACUAGAAAAACUGGAAACAUUAGAAAUUAGUCACAAUCACAUGACCAAUAUAUCUUCGAAUUUAUUUUCACAUUUAUCUUUCUUGAGAAAACUUUCCUUGUGGCAAAGUAACGUCACCUGGUUUUCUAAAGAUCUUUUCACGGGCGUCGAUGUCCUCGAAGAAUUAGAUCUCAGUUCUAAUGGUCUUAACGAACUUCCUGCUUCAAUAUUUAAGCCCCUGAAGAAAUUAAAGAAAUUGACGUUAUUCUCCAACAAAUUUUCCUCGUUGCCACAGAAUUUAUUCAGAAAUAAUGCGGAGCUUGAAACUGUGGUGAUACUAAACAAUGACGUCAAACUGAAGGAGCUACCGAAAUACCUUUUUGGGGAUUUGCCAAAUUUGAAGCAAAUAUAUAUUCAGAGAAGUGGCCUCGAGAAUUUACCGUACGACGUUUUUGCCAAUUCGCCAGUAAUUACGAACAUAUCAUUAGCAUACAAUGACAUUACAACCCUGCCGGAAGCCAUAUUUAAUGAUCAAAUAAAUCUACUCGAGUUGGACCUGAGUUAUAACCAAUUGAGCGAGCUAAAGCCUAAAUUGUUUUCAUCUCUAGUGAGAUUGGAAAGGCUUAAAUUAUGUCAUAACUCUUUAGUAGAAAUAUCUGGUCAAACCUUUUCGUCGCUACUUAGCUUAAUAUACUUGGAAAUGGAGCACAAUAAUUUGAAAACGAUUUCACCGUAUUUGUUCAGUAACAAUAAACAGCGAAUGUCAAUAUCUCUGGCUUACAAUCAACUUGAUUUCGAGGACAAAGAGUUGACAAACAAUUCUUGGAUGGUGAAAAGGGCUUCGCCUUUUGCCCACACUUAUAAUUUAAAGCUAUUGAAUCUAAGUCACAAUGAAUUCAAAGUGGCUUUUGAGGACUGGUGGGUGAAUGGCCAUGAAAAUUUAGAUAUUAGUCACAACAAUAUACAAAACCUUUGGACUGAUGAGAAAGCAUUAAAGGAAUAUCGUAAUGUAAUGAAGAAAGUGUUCAUCAUCUAUAGGAAGCAAAUUAAUUCUAUUGUUAAGAAAAGACUCAGUACGUUCCAUCGUGCUAAUGCUCAAAGAAAAGAAAAAUCGUACAGAAUUUUAAUGGACUUCUGUCAUCAAGAUGAAGACUUUGUCAACAGAGAAAUGUUAUCAGUUAUGUCUACCAAUGAAUCUCUGCAAAUUCUGACCAAAGUGAUCACAGAUUAUAGAAACAGCGAAUUUAGAAUGUCGAAGAACUUCAAACGCUACGUAAAGGAUGUGAAAACGCGUGCUCGAGUCGUCGUGUUCUCCUCCAACUACCUAACGGAAACUUAUGGGCACAUUGACAUCAAGAAAAUCCACAGCGAAAUGUUGAAAGCGGAAAAAACCAUUUACAUUUUCGCCGAUAUCGGUCCGGAUAACUCGAUAUACGACUUUCUAGAGGAACAACGAGAUCUUCGAACGACUCUAAAAUGGAAUGAGGAAAAUUUCUGGCCGAAAUUAUACGCUCUACUUAAAAGCUUCGUAUCAUCUGAUGAAUUGAAAAAGGUGGAGGAUACACUCAUCGUUCCCGGAGACUCGCUGGAGCCAUCAAAGAUAUCGCUGACGAACACGCCCGACUGGCCCAACACAUACGAUUUCAACACACUGACACACAGUCAAGUUUAGUUACACUCCCUAUACUUAAUUUAGCGAGGUAAAGACUGACUUCUCCGCUACGAUGACAUCGGAACUCAAUGAUAGUUUUCGAAUCUUCAUUUCUUUUAUAACGUUAAGUUAAAAGUAGUUGAUACUAAAUACGAAUACUGCUUGUAUAAAAUUUUUAUAAAACUAUUUUAUCAUGUAAAAAUUAGGGUAAUGACUUAUUGUUUGUAACAGUAACUGUGAAUAGUAAGCGAACCCAUUUGUUCGGUUUAACCAUGAGAUGCCUACUUCAAAGAAGUGUGUAUCACCGAGGACAGAGGCAGC
Molecule: messenger RNA, 2040 nt
Organism: Spodoptera exigua (beet armyworm)
Lineage: Eukaryota; Metazoa; Arthropoda; Insecta; Lepidoptera; Noctuidae
Source: the annotation of a GenBank genome assembly